Molecule: messenger RNA, 8346 nt
Organism: Monoraphidium neglectum
Lineage: Eukaryota; Viridiplantae; Chlorophyta; Chlorophyceae; Sphaeropleales; Selenastraceae
Product: Kinesin light chain
Exons: 30
Coding region: 1-8346 (2781 amino acids)
Molecular function (GO): protein binding
Source: RefSeq, a predicted model, not a curated record
AUGGAUGGAGCGCGGCUGCUGCAGCUGACAGACCCGAGCCUAACCGAGUCGGGGGUCGCGGAUGCGGCGGCACGUGAGCAGCUCCUCGCAGCGCGGGACGCGCUCGUGUCGGCGGGGCACGAAGGCGAUGCCCCCCAGAAGCAGCCCGAGCAGUCGCAGCAGGAGGCACAGCAGGCGCAGCAGGGCCUCACGGAGCAGCCCGCAGCUGCCGCGCCGCGCGGGCCCGUGCUCACAGGCAGCUCCGCGCUGCCCCGCGCCGGCAGCGGCGCGGGCGCCGCCGCCGACGCGGGGCAGGCUCCGGCGGGCAGCGGCGCGGCGCUCACGAGCUUCGAUCUCGCGGGAUCAUCCAGGUCGAGCGCUAGCCCCGCGGCCGCGGCGAUGGCGGCCGCGUUCGAGGCAGCGGCGGCGGCCCGCCAGUCCCAGAAUGACCCACUGAAAUUCGCGGCCAGGCUUGCAGCGGCCGAGCGCGCGACCGAGGCGGCCGCCGCGAGCAUGGGCGUGCCGCUGCCGCCUCCGGGCGCGGCCGCGGCCGCGGCGCCCGCGCCCGCGAAUGCGACCGCGGCGAAGCCGGCGGCGGGUGUGAGCGAUAUGUCGGUCGGGCAGUCUGGCGCCAGCAGCAGUCCCCUCCUGCCGCCUGUGCCCAGCGGCGCCGGCACACGGCGGCACUCGGCGUCCAUCGAGCUGCCAGACAGGGCGCUCAUGUACGUCGUGCGGGCGACCGCAAACGGACGGCUUUUCAGGACACAGCAGGAGGUGGCUCGCGGCCUGCAGCCGCUCGCGUCGCACCUGAGCCUCUUGUACGACCUCAAGCGCAGCUCGCACUACCACCUGCUCAACUGCCGCUCGCUGCUGUGCCGCCUGGUCGCCGCCUUUGACCUUCUUUCCGAGACGCCGCAGCUGCGGCCGCCGCGGCCGGGCCCGGGCGGCCAGCCGGUGGCGCUCGGGGGCCGGCUUUCGGAGGACCCUUCACAGCCGGGCGCAAGGGGCGGCGCCAGGGGCGCCGCGAGCAGCGCCGGCGGCGCCGGGGGCGCGGGAGGGGGCCGGCUGAGCCUGGGCGGCGGCGGCGCCGCAGCCGCAGCCGCCGCAGCCUCAGCGGCGCCGGUCGGCGCGCGGUGCGGCAGCAGCGCGGGCGAGGUGCUGGCGACGCAGCUGGAGGACUUGGUGUCAGAUGCUCAUGACCUUUUCGCGCAGUUCUCAGAGCCCGGCUGGCUGUCGCGGCUGCUGCAGCCGGUGCAGGACGUGGAGGACUUCCAGCAGCUGGACGCGGCCCUUAGGGCGGCCGUCUCUGCCGCGCUCGCGGCAGCCGGGCUGGACGCGCCGCCCGCGGGCACGACCGUCGACCUCAGCCAGCCGGCGGCGUUCACGCCGCUGCAGGCGCAGCUGGCGAAGGCGCUCGAAAACAUUGGCGGCAUGGAGGGCGUCAUUCGCGAUUACGCCACCGCCGCACGCCGCCUCGCGCCCGGCAUGGUGCCGCCGCCGUCGGGGCAGUCGUUCGAAUCCCUCAUUGCAGAGGAGGCCGACAUGUGGUUAGCCACCGCACGCGACGCGUCAGGGCUGUCCCUGACGACGUCCCAGGGCGGGGCGGGCGGCAGCCUGCAGUCUGCGGCGGCCGACGGCUCGUUUUCUGUCGCCCGCAGCAGCCUCAGUGGCCGCGGCUCCGCGCUCCGCGGAGGCGUCGAGGCGAGCAGCGGCAGCUGGCGCGGCCCGCGCGGCGGCGUCGAGCCGAGCGGCGGGAGCGGGCGCAGCUCGUCGGUGGGGGGCGCGGGCGGGGGCGGGGCGGAGCCGGGCAGCGUGCUGCGGCAUUUGGCGCUGCGGGCGGAGUGGCAGCGGCGCAUCGGGGCGAAGGAGCGCGUGCCGUGGCGGGAGUUCUGGUACAAGCUCGUCCAACCUCAGGCCCACGCCUGGGGCCUGGAAACGAAGCUUGACAAGUUCUCGGUUGACUUCCUGCAGCACCAGCUGGAGCGCGGGCCCCACGGCCGCCUGACGCUGGAGAUGCUCGAUUUCGCCUUCCCGCCAAACGCGCCCAUCUCGACCGCAGUGCAGGCGCGUAUCUCCGCGCCCCCUCGCCGCGACGCCACCGCCGCCGCGAUGCAGCAGGCGCACAUCCAGUUCAGCUUGAAGCUCGGCCCCUCCACAGCUUCAAUGCAGUCGGGCCCGCUGUCCAACUUUGGGGCUGCGCCCGCGCUGGUGACGUCGAGGAUGCUGGGCGGCGGCGGCGGGCUGCUGCCAGAGGUCACCCCAGGGCUGCACUACUUUCCAGAGUUCAUCGAAGGCCGGCCGCGGCGCGAUCAAGACCUAGCAGAUCUGGUGCUCAGCAUGCAGGACAUCUCCACAAACCUGGUGGUGGUGAUCGGCCCCAACGGCAGCGGCAGAUCCGCGCUGGCGGCUGCGCUGGCGUCGGACCUAGUGGCAACGGGGCACUGGGUGGAGGCGUAUUGGACGGACCUGGGGGGCGUGGCCACCGCCACCACCGCAGGCAUCCAGAUGCUGUCGUGCAUGGGCCUGAUAACCGACGCCCCAGACCCCAGCCAGCUGCUGGCCUGGCUCGAGUCGCGCAGCGGGGAGCGAUUCGGGAUCGUCUUGACGCACACUGACAGGAUACUGGGCGGCCCCGCGGACGACCAGGCCGGCCUCCUGGAUCUGGCGUGCAGCAAGCUCCAGAUCGUCCUGGUCAGCGACGACCACCUGGAGCGCACCGCCUACAACGCGCGCACCCUGGAGCUGGGGCCGCUGCCGAACGAUGCGGUGGCGGGGGCGCUGAAGGCGACGCACCCAGACAUGCCUGAGGACGCCGCUUCCCGCCUGGCAGAGGCCUGCAACGGCAGCAUGCUGGGGCUCCAGAUCGUGUCCGGCCUGCUUGGCCACGGCUACUGUGGUCCGGGCGACCUGAUUCGCCUGCUGGCCGACCCCAACCUGCCUUCCACUACGUCCCGCGCCGGCUCUGGCGCGACGCCCACCUCUGGGGCCGACCGCCACGACAGCGGCGUGCCCAACAGCGAGCGCGAGUGCCUGCAGCGCCUGCUGGUGGGGGCGAUGGUCGCCCUACCAGAGGACCUGUGCAACGCUCUUCUGGUCCUGUCGCUGCUGCCGGCGCCCUUCUCAUAUGAAGACGCCGCGCAGCUUCUCGCGCACCCCGCCAGCGGCGUGCAGCGCCGCGGCCUGCUGCGGCGGCUGGUGGCGGUCGGGCUCAUGGAGUGGCAGCCGGGGAGGCGGCUGUACAGCCUGCCAGGGGCGGUCAGGGAGGCGGCGCUCGUGCUGGCGAAUUCGCUGGGGAUGGAGUACGCCGAGUCGCGCAGUUCGUACCUGCGGCACGUCAUACUGUGCGUCAAGGGCGGCGCGGUGGCGCUGUUUGAGGCUGGCCACCACCUGGCCGCUUUUGUGGCAUGGCAAAUGUACCAGGUCCAUGUAUCCCAGAUCGUCUCCUCGGCGCUGUCCCAGGGCGUCCGGGAGGAGGAGCUGCCGCUGCUGACAGACCUCCUGUGGGACGCGCUGCCCCUCAUGACGCGCACGUGCAGCGGCAACCUGCUGCAGGGGUUCUGCCAGAAGCUCCUGGACAAGGCCACGCUGCUGGACCGACGCGUGGACGUGUCGCGCGUGGGCACCAUGUUUGGGGCCCUGCUGGCGGAGGCGGGCGCGUUCCGCCGCGCCGAGCCGCUGCUGCGCAACGCCCUGGAGCUGAUGUGGCGCGAGCUCCGCGGCCCGCACCCCUACACCGCCCGCUGCUACGCCGUGCUCGGCGCGAUGCUGGCGCGGGCCGGGAAGCUGCAGGAAGCCGCCACGCAGCUGCAGCAGGCCGUGGAGAUCAUGCAGGUGUUGGCCGGGGUGAGCAACCGCGGCAGCACCAACGGCGGCGACUCCAGCUUUAAUGCGGACGCCGCCGCCGCGGCCGCCGCGAGCGGCAACUCUGUGUCGCAGGCCGCCGACGCCGCGGACGCGCUUGGCGUCCUCCGCGCGGCCCGCAGCAGUGGCAGCGGCGGCCUGCUGCCCUCCGGCGUCGCCGCGCGGCUGCUGCCGGUGCUGCUGCAGCUGGCGGAGGUGCGGCGGCGGCAGCGGCGGCGCGCGCUGGGCGUGGCGGGCAUGUGCUACCCGCCGAGCCACCCGGAGGUCGCUGGGAUCAAAAACGCGCUGGCGCAGGUGUUCCGCAUGUCUGGCGCGCUGCCCGAGGCGGCGGCGCUGCACCAGGAGGCGCUGUCUAUGCUGGAGGCCGCACUCGGCCCCGAGCACCACAAGGUCGCUGCCACGCUGUCUUCCCUGGGGUCGCUGGCGCUGCAGCGGGGCAACGCGGCGGCGGCGGAACAGUACUACCGAAAGGCCCUACAGGUCUGCCAGGCGGUGCAGGGGCUGAACCACCCCGACACCAGCACCUGCCUCACGCAGCUGGUGUCGCUGCUGCGCGGCGCCAACAAGGCCGCCAACGCGCUGCCCCUGGCGCAGCGCUGCCUCUCGAUCAAGCGCCAGGUCCUGGGGGACACCCACGCUGAGGUGGCGGCGGCGAUGCAGACCGUGGCUGACGUCAUGCUGGACCUCGGAAGGUACUCUGAGGUGGAGAAGCUCUGCAGCCGCGCCGCCAGCAUACUGCUGCAGGCGCCCCCCUCGACCCUCGGCCGCGGCGGCAGCGCCAGCGGCGCCGGCGGUCUGCGGCCGGUCCUCGUCGCGCAGACGAUGCAGGCGCUCGCGCUCGUGCUGAUGGGGCGCCCCGCCGAGGCAGAGCGGCUGGCAAGAAGCUGCUUGGAAGCUGCGGAGCAGCAGCUGCCGACGGAGGGGCCCGCGGCGGCGGAGCGGAACCGGCUGGUGGCGUCCGCGAGCAACUGCCUGAGCGAGGCGCUGCGCGAGCUGGGGCGGCUCGACGACGCGGAGGCCGCCUGCAGGAAGGGGCUAGCGCUGAGGGAGAAGGAGUUUGGCCCAGACCACCCCGCGGUCGCGCUGUCGCUGCAGUCGCUCGCCCUUGCGCUGCGCGCAAAGCAGCAGCUGCCCGCAGCGGCCGAGGCUGCGACGCGGUGCCUGGGCAUCAGGGCGCAGCACAAGAGCACGGCAGAAGGCCCCUUGAUGGCGGCGGCGCUGAAUCUCAAGGCCCUGGUGUGCGUCGACUCUGGUGACCUGACUGAGGCGCUCAACCUGGCCCAGAAGGGCCUCGAAAUCCGCCAGAAGACCCUGGCAUCAGAUCAUCCCGAUCUGGCGCAGAGCCUGGCCUGCGUCGCAGAGACGCUGCUGCUGCUGGGGCGUCGUACCGAGGCAGAGCCUAAGCUGACGAGCGCGGUGCAGAUCCUGAUCGGGCGCCUAGGGUCGAGCCACCCAGCCACCCAGAAGGCGCAUGUCAUGCUCAAGGAGGCGGCAAUGGCCGGCACGAGCAGCACCACGCCGCUCCUCAGGUCCCGUAUGGGCGGCGACACGCAGCAGCAGCAGCAGCAGCAGCAGCAGCAGCAGCAGCAGCAGCAGCAGGGCGGAGCCGGAGGCGGAGGCGGCGACGCGGCGCGCACGCCGCAGCGCCCCGCGCCGGCGACGCCCGGGGACAAGGCCGAGGGCACGCCGCCCGCGCUGCCGAGCGCUCUCACGCUCAGCGGCGUCACCGCGGCGCUGGGGAGCGGCACGGAUUACUCAGAGGACGAGGACUCCUCGUCAGAGCCCUCCCCGCCGGCGUCUCUCCGCGAGCAGGAGUCUGUCGGGCGCGGCGGGGAUGCCGGGGCCGCGGCCCCGUCGUCGGGCGCGCGCGGCGGCGGUGGCGGUGGCGGUGGCGGCGGCGACGGCGACAGCGACGCGGGGGCAAUGGACCAGCUGACUCAGCGAAUAGAGUCCAUGCGGAUCAGCCCCAAUAACAUAGAUGUGGCGGCGCUCAGGGACUUCUUGAAGGAGCACGGGCACUACUCGUUCUACAAUCCGGCCGCCGGCCCGCCCGGCGCCGCCGAGGCAGCAGCGGGCAGCCCGCUGGCCACCCAUCCCGAGGUGCCCGCCUCCCCCGGCACGUCCACGGGGGUGGCGCAGCCCUAUCAGCCCGCCUCCCCCCACCAGUCGGCCCCGCUGCCCCCGCUGGAGCAGCAGCAGCAGCACGCGGCGCUGCCGCCGCAGCGGCGGCCGCCUACUUCCUCUAGGAGCUUCGGGUGCGCGGCGGACCUGCAGGGCAGCCUGCAUCACAUGCGCGCGCAGCGCAUGGCGCCUGCUGACGCGCUUGAGGAGGAGCUGGAGGACCUGCAGGCUGAGCUGGCGGCGCAGCAGCGGCAGCAGCAGCAGCUGGCCCUGCAGGAGCAGCAGCUGCACUCCAGCGCGCCCCAGCUGGCGCCCAGCCCCUUUGCAGGCCCCGCGCCCACUUGGCUCGGCGCCGCGCCGGCGCAGCCGCCCCCGUCGCAGCAGCAGCAGCAGCAGCAGCAGCAGCAGGGAGGCGGCGGCGCGUGGGCGCUGCAGCAACACGGGAGCGGGGGCGUGGCCGCCAUUGUGGCGGCGUGGCCGCCGCCGUCGGGCGCGGCGGCCGCGCGCGCGGCCCCGCGCGCCAGUGGCAGCCCCCGCGCGGCCGCCGCCGCGGCAAGGGCACUUGGCUCCCCGCUGACGGACGGCGGCGACGCGCCGGCGUCGGCGGUGCGCUAUCCCCAGAGCCCUGGCAGUCCCAAGAAAGGGUCCCCCAUGCGAUCAGUCUCCUUUGCAAACGGCUUCAACGCCGGCGAUGCGAGGUGGGACGGCGCCGCGCCCACCGCGCCCCGGCCGGCGGAGAACGUCGAUGACACCGCCGCCAGCGCGGCGCCGGCGCCGGCGCCGGCCGCGGCGACGCCGACGCCGCCGCUGAGCACGGCGGGCAGCGGCGCCGGCGGCGUCGCGCCCGCCCACCUGCCUUCCAUGCUGACAUCAUCGUCGUCCCAGCGCGGCCCCCUGACGGCGCAGUGGGGCCCCCAGCCGCCGUCCCCCAACACGCUCGCGGCGCUAGUAGGGGACGCGGGCGCCGCCACCGCGGGCCUGCCGCCCUCCCGUGCGCAGCCGCGCCACGGCGGCGGCGUGGCGGGUCCGCAAGAGGUCGGCGGCGGGGUGCGGAUGCCGUCGCCGUUUGGCGCGCCGCCGCUGCAGCAGCAGCACCAGCAGCAGCCCUAUGUACCCCUGUACCCCUCUUACUCGGGCGGCGCCCCCCGCCCGGCGCCGUUCCCGCAGCACACGCGCGUGCCCAGCGGCGGCGCCGGCGGGGCCGUCGGCGCGGCGGCGUUUGCGGGGUUUUACUCGCCGCCGCAGCAGCCGUCCGGGGGCAUGCCUUAUGGUCCUGGGUUCUACGGGCCCCCAGCGCCGGGCGCAGGCUAUGGAUCCGGUUACGGGCCAGGCUACGGCCCGGGCGGCGCUGCGCCGCCCAGCUACCCUUACCAGGCACCGCCGCCGGCGCGGCAGCUGCCGGGCGGCUACUAUGCGCCGACCGCGGACAACCAGCAGCAGCCACAGCCUCAGCAGCGGCUGGGCGGCCUCUUGAGCCCCACGCCGCCCGGCAGCAGCGCCGGCCCCAGCCCCUCUGCGCAGUACGGCCCCUCGAGCGCGGCAGUUGCCGCCGCCCACGUCCUCCGCGCCGCCGGCGCGGGGCCGCACGUGCGCGGCGUGGCGGGGCGCGACAGCCCGGCGCCGUCCGGGUCUGAGCGGGACGCGUAUUUGGGCGGCGCUACCUCCUCGAGCCCCCAUUCCUCGGCCAACCGCACCCCGGGGCUGUCAAGGGGCACGUCGGACAAUCAGGAGGCGCAGGUCUUGAUGGCCCACGCGCAGGCGAUGGCGGACGAGCAGCACCACGUGCUGCAGAUGGCGAUGCAGCGCGCCGCCGCGCAGGCCGCCGCUGCGCAGCAGGCUCAGCAGGCGCAGCAGUACUACGAGGCUGCCGCGGGGUACGACCCGCAGGCAGUUGCGGGGUGGGACGCCGGUGCAGGGGGCCCGCAGCUGGGCAUGCCGUCUGGGGCGAUGCAGUAUCCGCCGCCCGCGUACCCCGACGUCCCCCGCGGCGGCCACACUGCCGUCCACUGGCCGCCGUCGCUGCAGCAGCAGCACCCGGGCGCCUCCUGGGCGGCGCAGCUGCAGCAGCCGUACGCCGCGCCGCUGCCGCGGCAGGACCCGCGAUGGCGCGCGGGAGCGCCGCUGCCGCGCGGGGGCCCGCCGACGGCUCGCGAGGAGGAGGGUGGGGACGCGUGGACAGACACGACUAGCACCGCCAGCGGCGUCGCAUGGGGCGGCGGCCCCGAGUAUGGCCCCCGCGCGCGAUCGGCCAACGCCGCCGCGGCCGGCUACCCGCAGCCGUACGGCCCGCUGCCGCCGCGGGUCACUGCAUCGUCCAGCUUCACGCUGGGCGCGCAGCAGCCGCCGCACUACCACCCGCAGCACCCCGCCGCAGGCGCAAUCUGA